This is a messenger RNA of Trichoderma reesei QM6a, 621 nucleotides long. RefSeq lists its product as uncharacterized. Gene Ontology annotation, cellular component: endoplasmic reticulum membrane. Lineage: Eukaryota; Fungi; Ascomycota; Sordariomycetes; Hypocreales; Hypocreaceae. Gene Ontology annotation, biological process: protein N-linked glycosylation; cellular response to oxidative stress. The transcript has 3 exons. The annotation marks the transcript as partial. The record is from RefSeq and is a predicted model, not a curated record.
CCUCCGGUACCGUCCAUGCUGCAGCCCCGCGUCGCCGUUGUACUCAACGUGCCUCAGCCGUGGCAUCCCUGGCUCUUCGCCCUGCGCCUCUGCUCCAUCCUGCCGGCCCUGUGGUGGGGGUUGCCCUCGUUGCUUCGCUUGCUCCUAUACUUCCUGCCGGGGCCGCCGGAUCAAUUCAUGCUUCCUCACUUCGAAAGGCACUCGACAGGCAAGCGAACUAACAAUCAACUUGUUUGGUACAGGCUCAUCAACUACACCCCCCAAGCCACCGUUGUGCGCCUCCUCUCGAUCAACGCCGUAAACGCGUACCUCACUCUCAAUGUGCUAUCCAUCACCGGCGGCUUCCAAGACCCUCGAUUGCUCCUCCCCGGCUGGGUCAGCAUAGCAACUUCCCUAACCAUCUGCUACCACGUCACUCACCAAAAGAUCAACAUUCGAAAGGAGACAAUCACAUCGGUCAACGUCUUUUCGAUAGCGAGUUACCUGACGAUGAUUGUGCUGCUGGCUCACAUGCAAAUGUACCAGCCCGACUACCCGACAAUGCCCAUUGUGACGACGACCAACCGCCUGUGGCAGAGUGGAAAGCGACUUGUGGCCAGUAUACAAGGCGCCGCCCGUUGA